AUGCCUGGGACUAAAAUGGAAUUUCUCACCUGGAUUUUCCCGUCCUUGGUUCUGCUGUGCACCCAGCAGCACAGGUGUAUCAGAGCAAUGAAUGACAUUGGAGAUUACACAGGCUCCAACAUAGAAAUAUCCUGGUUACCUAAUCUAGAUGAUUUAAUGAAAGGAUAUGCACGGAAUUUCAGGCCUGGAAUUGGAGGCCCUCCUGUUAAUGUUGCCCUAGCGAUUGAAGUAACUAGCAUUGACCACAUCUCAGAAGUUAACAUGGAAUACACCAUGACAGUAUUUUUGCAUCAGAGCUGGCGAGACGACCGGCUGUCUUACAACCACACCAACGAAACUCUGGGCUUGGACAGUCGGUUUGUGGACAAGCUCUGGAUACCAGAUACGUUCAUAGUAAAUGCCAAGUCUGCCUGGUUCCAUGAUGUGACUGUGGAAAACAAACUUAUCAGGCUACAGCCUAAUGGAGUCAUUUUGUAUAGCAUCAGGAUUACCUCAACUGUGGCCUGUGACAUGGACCUUACCAAAUAUCCCAUGGAUGAACAAGAGUGCAUGCUGGAUUUGGAGAGCUAUGGCUACGCUUCAGAGGAUAUCGUGUACCACUGGUCAGAAAACCAGGAGGAGAUCCAUGGGCUGGAUAAACUGCAGCUUGCUCAGUUCACAAUCACUAAUUACCGCUUCACAAGAGAAAUGAUGAACUUCAAAUCUGCGGGUCAGUUUCCCAGGCUCAGUCUCCACUUCCACCUGCGGCGGAAUCGAGGUGUUUACAUCAUUCAGUCUUACGUGCCUUCCAUCUUACUGGUGGCCAUGUCAUGGGUUUCCUUCUGGAUCAGCCAAUCAGCUGUGCCUGCUAGGGUGUCACUAGGUAUAACUACAGUUCUUACUAUGACCACUUUGAUGGUCAGUGCCCGAUCCUCACUCCCACGAGCCUCUGCCAUCAAGGCACUAGAUGUUUACUUCUGGAUUUGCUACGUGUUUGUCUUUGCUGCUCUGGUGGAAUAUGCAUUUGCACAUUUCAAUGCGGACUACAUGAAAAAGCAAAAAGACAAGAUGAAGGCGAGCAGACAGAGUGGAGAGAUCAAUGUGAAGAACGCCAUUGUUUUGUUUUCCCUUUCCGUUGCGGGUGUGAACCAGGAACUGGCCAUUUCCAACCGGCAGCACCGAGCUCCCAAAACCCUACCCGGAUCAUAUGGCUCUGUAGAAGUCGAAACUGGAGAGACAAAGAAGCAGCAAGAAACUAAACUGGAGAAAAAGAGUGGCUUAAAGUCCCUCUUCAAGCCCAUUGAUGCUGACACUAUCGAUAUUUACGCCAGGGCAGUGUUCCCAGCAGCCUUUGCAGCAGUCAAUGUUAUCUACUGGGUUGCUUACACAAUGUAA
Molecule: messenger RNA, 1374 nt
Organism: Terrapene triunguis (Three-toed box turtle)
Lineage: Eukaryota; Metazoa; Chordata; Testudines; Emydidae
Gene: GABRD
Product: gamma-aminobutyric acid type A receptor delta subunit
Exons: 9
Coding region: 1-1374 (457 amino acids)
Biological process (GO): nervous system process; regulation of membrane potential; chemical synaptic transmission
Cellular component (GO): GABA-A receptor complex; membrane; neuron projection
Molecular function (GO): GABA-A receptor activity; extracellular ligand-gated monoatomic ion channel activity; neurotransmitter receptor activity
Source: RefSeq, a predicted model, not a curated record